Messenger RNA from Durusdinium trenchii, 3091 nucleotides. NCBI's taxonomy places the organism in Eukaryota, Dinophyceae, Suessiales, Symbiodiniaceae. The record is from the annotation of a GenBank genome assembly.
CGGACAUUCUCUCGUUCAAAGACAUUGUUUGGUUUCUUGAAACUCCUUGUUUCUAUUUUUUUGGUUGACAAAUUCACCUUUUUGUGUGGCACUCUUUGUACUCCUUGUUAGGCUAGUCCCUCACUGGGAGCUGCCCUUGCAGACCAAAGGACGAUUUGUCGUGGGGCGAUCAGGAAGACGCGUGCUCCCAAGUUAACUUGAUGACCCGAGCUCCUCUCCUUGAACUUUCGAGGUACUGCUUGCGUGUGUGAAUUGGUACGGUGCAUCCCAGAGACAGAUGGUGAACAACGGCUUGAACAAUCAGCCUGUGUCAGCAAUUGCCUCGAGGAUUGUUGAUCUUGGUUUUAAUUGCAUCCGUUUACCAUUCAGCUUGGAAAUGGUUCUCCAGAAUGUAUCGGUUCCAAGAGCGAAGGAGGUCUUGGGUGCCAACCUUGAUCUUCUGGGAUUGUCACCCAUGGAGGUUUUUGACAAGACCGUAUCGGCCUUGACUGAUGCUGGCUUGCUGGUGAUUCUUAACAACCAUGUGUCUUCUGCGGGUUGGUGUUGCAGUGGCAGUGACGGUGAAGGUUUGUGGCACACGGAGAGGUAUCCCGAAGAGGAUUGGCUUCGUGGCAUUCAGCUCGUCGCGAGAAGGUACCAGCCGAACCCGCGUGUCGUAGGCUUUGAUUUGAGGAAUGAAGUGAGGGCUGAUGGGAUUACUUUGCCUACCUGGGGGUCUGGAGAUUUGCUCACUGAUUGGUCAAUUGCCGCAGUGAAAGGUGCCAAGCGGGUGCUUCGAGAACAACCUGACCUCUUAAUUGUGGUUUCAGGCAUUCACUUUGGAAUGCGCCUGUCUGAAGUGCCAAAUCGUCCUAUCCAUGAAGAGGUUCCAGAGCUGAGGAAUCGAACGGUCUAUACAACCCACUUUUACUACGGUUGGUCUUUCGACAUGAUGGCGUAUGACAUGCUCUCCAAGCACAUUCCUGUGAUGUGCUGCUAUUUCACUCUCGUUGAGGACUCCCGCUGGAGAUACAGCCGUCCAUUGGAAGCUUUAGAUGACCAUGAUAUGCGGAGAGCUGCACCCUGGAGCUGCAAACGGUCUCUCUUGGCAUUUUGCGCCUCAGAGAUCUUGGUGGAGCCAUUACGUGAGAGGCAUGAAGCUGAAGAGGCGGAAGCGUUGCCGCUGAUCAGCCAAGAGCUGGUGCUGGUCUACAAGGAGACUCCGUCUACGGAAGCCUUGUGCCACCUCCUUCGUCAGGUGCAAGGACUCAAGAUGCAGCGUCCGGGCUUCAUGGAGGAGGAGGAGAUGAGGCCCGAAGGCUGCUUUGUUGAGGAGGUGAAAAGAAGUGGCCCAGAAGCGCACGAUCCCGAGCAGCAGGAUCGCCGUCAGGCUGCGCAACCAGAGGAGAUCAUGGGGAUGUGGCAGAUCUUGCAGCAGCGCUUGAUCGAGGCCAGUGUGAAGCCGAGAUGGACCAUCUCGCCCUUGCAGCGAGAGGAUGGAAAGGGGAAGAAGGGUGAAUUUCAGACCAAGGAUGUUGAGGCGCCGUACACACCCUUUGCGGGAAAGACCCAGCCCGACGCAGUACUGCUCCAACUCUUGCAACGCUCUGUUGCGCGCUGCCUUGACCCGCCGCAAUUCUUGUUUGCCCGACUCAGCCUGAAUGGCCGAGCUGACAAGUUGUCGCGCCGUUCAACAGCAGCGCCUGAGGAUGUCCGGGGCGAAGUGACCGGUGUCGUGCUGCCAGUGCUGGCCGCCCUUGCUGGAUGGCUCGCUGUGAUGUAUGGCAUCCAGCAUGCCUUGAUUCAGGUGCCAUUCUUGACUGGGAAUCAGUAUGAGUACUUCCCCAUCAUCGCAACCUUCAUCGCCGGGUAUGGUGUCAUCGUCUUGGAGGAGCAAACAGAGAUCAACAAGGCCGCUACUGCCCUUGUGUUGGGCGUACUUGUGUGGGCUUUGGUGGGAACCGGCGUUGAUAUGUCUGCCGCGAAUUUUGACACGGCCAUCAAGGAGACCUUGGAAGAUGUCUCCGAGGUGGUUUUCUUCCUUCUGGGUGCAUUGACCAUUGUUGAGAUCAUGGAUGCGCACAAAGGCUUUGACAUUAUCACAAAAGCCAUUCAAGCCAAGAGCCAGAAGGAGUUGUUGAUCAUCAUUGGUGUCCUGACCUUCGUGCUUUCCUCCGUCCUUAACAACCUGACAGUUGUCAUUGUCAUGAUCUCUUUGCUCCAGAAGCUGGUGAAGGACGAAGAUUUCCGCAUGAAGUUGGGUGGCCUUGUGGUGGUCGCCUCCAACGCCGGUGGAGCCUGGACGCCGAUCGGAGAUAUUACCACCACCAUGCUUUACAUCGGUGGACAGGUCACAACCGUGCCUCUCCUGACCAACUUGUUUGUCCCAAGUGUGCUGUGUUUGGUGGGCACACUAGGCUAUGAGUAUCUUCAAAUGGAAGACAAACCCUUUGACCGAGACCCUUCUUCCGCACAGGAUGAUGAAGUUCCCAACGGCCAGGCAGUUGUGUUUUGGGGUGGUCUUUUCGGCAUGAUUACGGUCCCUGUCUUUACUGCAAUCACGCAAUGCCCUGCCUGGAGUGGGAUGAUGCUUGUCCUUGGUCUGCUCGGCUUGAUCACCUCCUUGCUCCACGGCCCAGAGGAUGAGAAAUAUUCCUUGAAGGGAGCACUCACUCGAGUCGAGGUUCCAGAUGCCCUUUUUUUCCUUGGCGUCCUGUUCGCGGUUGGUGGCCUUGAGCGAGUGGGCCUGCUGAAGGAAUUUGCGGUGCAGCUGAGUACGUAUGUGCCUUACGAUGCGUUGGUGGCCAUUUUCCUUGGGUUCGCAUCUGCAAUUGUUGACAACGUGCCUUUGGUGGCUGCUGCUCAGGGGAUGUAUGAUCUCGAAGCACAUCCUGCAAACGAUGGCCUUUGGAAUUUGAUCACGUACUGCGCUGCCACUGGCGGAUCUCUUCUGGUCAUUGGAUCUGCAGCAGGAGUUGCCUUCAUGGGCAUGGAGAGGAAAGUUUCUUUCGGAUGGUAUGUGAAGAGCAUUGGACCUGCUGCACUUGCGGGCUAUUUCUUGGGUGUUGCUGGCGUUCUGGGGCAGCAGGCCUUGGGACUGAGCGUAGCCUGA